Messenger RNA from Caenorhabditis elegans, 660 nucleotides. RefSeq names its product Transcription initiation factor IIA subunit 2 (gene gtf-2A2). The record is from RefSeq and is marked reviewed. Bases 9 to 350 code for a protein of 113 amino acids. The transcript has 2 exons. Gene Ontology annotation, biological process: transcription initiation at RNA polymerase II promoter. Lineage: Eukaryota; Metazoa; Nematoda; Chromadorea; Rhabditida; Rhabditidae. Gene Ontology annotation, cellular component: transcription factor TFIIA complex; nucleus.
AAAAAAAAAUGGAAAAACCGAAUUAUCAACUGUAUCGUAAUACAACAUUGGGACAGGCCCUUCAGAAAACGCUGGAUGAUUUUGUCGGCGAUCAAAUGAUACCUGAUAGCUUAUCGAAGAAAAUUAUGGAUUCUUUCGACAAAUCAAUCAAUAAAAUUCUUCCGCAUAAGGCGAAGAAUAAGGUGAAUUUCCGUGCUGACAAACUUCGAGCCUAUCGGUAUUGUGACAAUGUUUGGACAUUCAUCGUCGAACAAAUUGAUCUACGCGAUGCAGUUGAGGGCGGGACAGUGGAUCGAUUGAAAAUCGUGGCCUGUGACGGACAAACCAAAGGACAAAUCGGUCAUGCCUAGAGCAUACGUGCUCUAUUGAGAAAUAAUUUCGAAUUUCCUGCCCCUGUGAUAUAUUAUUUAUUUUCCCAAAAAUUUAUUGUAUAUUUUAAACUUUUUUCCAUGGUUUAAUCUCGUUUUUCUGUGUAUUUUUCUUAUUAUUCUGUGAUGAUGUGUAAUAUUCCCCAUUGAUUGUGACUAUUUUUUGUGAUUUUUGAUAUCUAGCUCAUCCCUUUGAAAUAUCGAUUUUUGAAAACAUUUCUGUGAAACAAUUAAUAUUUGGAUUUUUUUUUCUUGUGAUAAAAUUUUAUUAAAUAAACAUUUAUUUUAUUGU